Molecule: messenger RNA, 1345 nt
Organism: Exophiala oligosperma
Lineage: Eukaryota; Fungi; Ascomycota; Eurotiomycetes; Chaetothyriales; Herpotrichiellaceae
Exons: 1
Coding region: 162-1172 (336 amino acids)
Source: RefSeq, a predicted model, not a curated record
GCCUCCAUCCAUGGUCGAGGUGAAGUACUAAGCCCCAAUAUGUUUCUCAUUGACACUGGAGCCACCAUUCAAGAAGGCCGAGACAUGGCGGGUUUAAUACUUUCCCACAAAGGAGACGCUGGGUCGCCAACAGGGAUAUAAAUUGUGCUUCUUCCCAGCCCAUGGCCGAAACACCAUCAUCUUCCUUUUCAACUCGAUCAUCACCUUCCAAUAUGUCGACAUUUUCGAAAUCAGUUCUCAUCACAGGUGGUACGACAGGUCUCGGGUUCCAUGCAGCCACAGAGAUUGCUAAGCGCUAUCCGAAUUAUCAAGUCGUAAUCGCUGCACGAAAGGACGCCAAUAAAAGUGCAGAUGCUAUCAACUCCAAACUCGGUCAGGUCAAUGUACGAUUCAUGCCACUUGAUCUCGCGGAUCUCAAGAACAUUCGCGCCUUCGUCAAGACUUGGGAGGAGAAGAACUUCCCUCCUCUCGCCUACCUACUAUUGAACGCAGCUCUCCAAUUUCCAGACGGAGUCAAGUAUACGGCGGAUGGCGUCGAGGCCACCUUUGGCAUCACCGUCUUGGGCCACGCAUUGCUGUUCCAUCUGCUACAGCAUCACCUGGCAGACGACGCACGCAUUGUGGUGACUGCGAGUGGCACCCACGACCCAGAACAACACAGUGGUCUUCCGGACGCGAAAUAUGACACUGCCGAAGAACUUGCCCAUCCUACUGGUGUCUCUCUCAAGUAUGAAGGUCGACAACGAUAUGCAACCGCUAAAUUGUGCAAUAUCCUGUGGACAUAUGCCUUGCAUCGACGCAUACUGGCUCUCAACAAGAAGUGGACUGUCGUCGCCUUCGAUCCUGGUCUCAUGCCAGGUACGGGUCUGGCUAGGGAGGCAGGGCCAGUGCUUCGGUUUCUCUGGCACUACGUCCUACCAAACGCAGUUCCGCUGCUGCGACGCUUCUAUCACCACAAUAUCCAUCGACCUCAGGACUCAGGUGCCAAUUUGGCAUGGGUCACGACUAUUGACGCAGAGACGAGUGGUGUGUACUACGAGAUCAGAAAGCCCAUCAAGUCCAGCGUUGAUAGCUAUGACGAGAAGAAGCAAGAAGAUCUCUGGGACUGGAUGGUAGGAUUUCUGGCGGAAGGCGAAGAAGAGAAGCAGAAAUUCAACGACCUUUCCGGUUAAGUUGUAGUAUUGCGAUCUGGCAACGCUAUAUCGCUAUGCUGACACAUUCGGAAUUUGCCUGGGGAAGCAACUACAGCGCUAUGAUCGCUGAACGAGGAAUGUUUUCCACCUGGAAAUAGUGACGAAUUCAUUUAUUUGCCUGAAAGUUGUUUCACCAUAUCUGCCUCGGGAUC